Sander lucioperca (pikeperch) is the source of this 858-nucleotide messenger RNA. RefSeq names its product histone-lysine N-methyltransferase set-1-like. The transcript has 4 exons. NCBI's taxonomy places the organism in Eukaryota, Metazoa, Chordata, Actinopteri, Perciformes, Percidae. The record is from RefSeq and is a predicted model, not a curated record. Gene Ontology annotation, molecular function: protein binding. Bases 459 to 731 code for a protein of 90 amino acids.
CCGGACAUUUCACCUGGGCUCCCCGGACCUAAGGGUAAUACGGGGACUAUGCCAAAGUCCUCAUAAAUCAAAGAGCGGAAUUGCAUUCGUUAGUGUCUAAAUAACAUAAAUUCUCUUUUUCUUUGAAAGUCCUCAUUUACCACUUGACCUGAUUUUGAGUGUAUCCCAGUGUAUCAGAACAGCGACGCCACUGCUGGGUUCUAUAUUGCAGUUUCAUACACAUUUCUGAUACACACGGUGCAUUUUGGCGGGCUGUCUUGUGAUUGGCUGGUUUACGCGCGUGGGCGGGGCCAAACGGAAGUCGGCUGGAAGCUCCGCCCACACAUGCCCGGAGCAUGGCCGAGAGACGUCGCUUGUUUAAAACUUAAAUGGACCACACCUGGGAAGCAGCAGCUAGACGUCAUGGACUUACUAGAGGAUUAAAUACAUACAGGCUGUGACACCUGUAAACCGUAAACAUGCAGCGGCGUAGACGCAUUAAUCCAAAGGAUGAUGCAAGAUUUUAUGUUACUGCUGAAAGUGACAAAGUGGGACUUGACAUCAAGUACAUCAAUGCUGUAAAAGGCCGUGGCAUCUUCACCUCUGUUCCAUUUGAAAAGGGAGACUUUCUAUUGGAAUACAGAGGUGAUCUAAUAAGCAAGCAAGAAUGUGAGAGGAGACAGAGAAUUUACCAUGACCUCCUCAAAGUGUUUAUGUUCGAGUUCCAUUUUAAUGGAAAACUGUGGUGCUGACCACUGAGAGCAAGUGCAUCCAUACAGCUGUCAACCACCCAAAUCAGACCAGUCCAGAGCUCGGCCCACUCACCAAGGUUGGAGAGGUAAAUUAAAUCUGAUGUACAACUUAGUGAAGUUAUUUGUG